Molecule: messenger RNA, 372 nt
Organism: Phytophthora infestans T30-4
Lineage: Eukaryota; Oomycota; Peronosporomycetes; Peronosporales; Peronosporaceae
Product: flavodoxin-like protein
Exons: 2
Coding region: 1-372 (123 amino acids)
Biological process (GO): homocysteine metabolic process
Cellular component (GO): cytosol
Molecular function (GO): [methionine synthase] reductase (NADPH) activity; flavin adenine dinucleotide binding; FMN binding
Source: RefSeq, a predicted model, not a curated record
AUGCCUCGGUAUUACUCGAUCACCACGUCGCCGCUGGUCGAUCCUACUCGACUGUCCGUGGCGUUCACUGUCGUUGAGUACGUAGUAGGUGAGCAUGGCCUCCGUCGCCGUGGGCUCUGUACGAACUGGCUGAACAAGAUCUGUCAGCCAUUAAUCGACGCCAGUGUAGCUGCCUCCACAGGCGUGAAGAUCCCAAUCUUCCUAAGAGGAACUCAAGACUUCCGUCUCCCCGAGAAUUCUCAAUCCCCCAUGGUUCUCAUCGGCCCGGGUACUGGCGUCGCCCCGUUCAUGGGAUUUUUGCAACACCGCUACCAUGAAGCCAAGGAUGCUGCGUUGCCAGCUUUUCACUGCUUUCUCUCGCGACCAAGAUGA